This is a messenger RNA of Uranotaenia lowii, 981 nucleotides long. RefSeq lists its product as uncharacterized. Gene Ontology annotation, biological process: DNA integration. Gene Ontology annotation, molecular function: nucleic acid binding. Bases 1 to 981 code for a protein of 326 amino acids. The transcript has a single exon. Lineage: Eukaryota; Metazoa; Arthropoda; Insecta; Diptera; Culicidae. The record is from RefSeq and is a predicted model, not a curated record.
AUGGACACGGAUGUCGAAACAUUCGUAAAAUCAUGUCGAUCCUGUGUUUUGGUGUCAGCUCCAGAUCCUCCGAUACCAAUGAUCCGCAAGGAAUUGCCUUGUAGACCAUGGCAAGAUAUUGCGAUAGACUUUUUAGGUCCACUACCGAAUGGGGAGAAUCUCUUAGUUGUGGUCGAUUAUUACAGUCGUUACGUCGAAGUAUCAGAAAUGAAAAAUACUACUGUUUCAGAAACAAUAAUUGUUUUAACAAAAAUAUUCAGCACAUUUGGAUUACCAAGCACGAUUCGAGCAGAUAAUGGGCCACAAUUUAAUGCAGGAUGCGAAGAAUUCAAAUUGUUCUGUCAAGAAAAUGGAAUACAGCUCAUCAACACGAUCCCUUAUUGGCCUCAGCAAAAUGGGGAAGUAGAACGUCAGAAUCGAUCCAUCUUAAAGAGACUGCGAAUUGCAAAUGACUUAGUUCAAAAGUGGAGAAGGGUUCUGCAUCAAUAUCUUCUAUCCUAUCAUUCUACCACGCACCCCACCACUGGCAAAACACCUGCUGAACUGAUGUUCCGGAGAUGUAUCAGAAACAAACUUCCUCAAGUCCCACGUUUCUCUCACCAAGAUGAAGAAAUGCGAGAUCAAGAUCGAAUUCAAAAGGAGAAGGGGAGGAUCUACGCGGAUAAGAAAAGGAGAGCUUGUUCUAAUGACAUUCAGGAGAACGAUCGCGUACUAGUGAAGCGGUUUCGAAAAGAUAAUAAAUUGAGUACCGAGUACGAUCCUGAAGAAUACAUUGUCGAACACAGGUCAGAAGCAGAUGUUCGGGUUAAGUCAACGGCAAGCGGCAAGGUGUAUCGUCGGCAUAUAAGUCACAUCAAGAGACUACCAUCACCAGAAAGGGCGUUAGAUGUCACGAAUUCCCAGAUUAUGUCUAAGUUAAACUCACAAACUCCGAAAACAAGCGUUUCAAAUCCACAACCAAAUUCUGGAGUUGACAGUUAA